AUGAAAAUCCAAGUUGGUAUUCAAAUGGUAGUUGAAAAAGCGUUUCAAAUGGUGGUUCAUAUAGUUCUUCAUAUGGUGGUUCAAAUGGUAGUAGCGCCUCAAAUGGUAUUUCAAAUAGUGCCUCAAAUGGUGGUUCAAGUGGUUCCUCAAGUGGUAUUCUUCAAGUGGUGCUUGGGUGGUACAAGUAGCGCCUCAUAUGGUGCUCCAAGUGGUGCUUCAAAAUUUGUUGCAAAUGGUGGCUCCAGUAAUGCUUCAAAUAGUUCUUUAAGUGGUGCUUAUGGUUAUGCUUCUAAUGGUUAUUCAAAUGUUCCUUCAAAUAGCGAUUCAAAUGGUGCUUCAAGUGGCACCUCAAAUGAUGGUGAUUCUAGUAGUUCUUCAAAUGGCGGUUCAAGUAGCGCCUCAAAUGGUGGUUUGAGAAGUAGUUCAAAUGGUACCUCAUAUGGUGCUUCAAACAAUAGUACUUCAAAUGGUGCUUCAAAUAAUGCUUCACUAUUAAUCUAUUAUAAAUUCUCAAAAAGAUAA
Molecule: messenger RNA, 522 nt
Organism: Dictyostelium purpureum
Lineage: Eukaryota; Evosea; Eumycetozoa; Dictyosteliales; Dictyosteliaceae
Exons: 4
Coding region: 1-522 (173 amino acids)
Source: RefSeq, a predicted model, not a curated record